Torulaspora globosa is the source of this 2160-nucleotide messenger RNA. RefSeq lists its product as uncharacterized. Bases 1 to 2160 code for a protein of 719 amino acids. Gene Ontology annotation, cellular component: membrane. The transcript has a single exon. Lineage: Eukaryota; Fungi; Ascomycota; Saccharomycetes; Saccharomycetales; Saccharomycetaceae. The record is from RefSeq and is a predicted model, not a curated record.
AUGUCUGAUGCUGCAAAACUGGGGGACAAUUGGUUCGAUGAGUGGAAAACAGAGUCGCUUUACCGCGGGGCAGUGGAAAAUUGUAACGAUUGCAUCGAUGGUUCACCGAUUGCUGGGAGUGGAAUCAUCGUUGGGCCAAUCCUGAGACUGAGAAAUGUGGAUUACGAGUCCUUUGCGUACAAGGGGUCGAUUCUAGUUGUGACUCGAAGCGCGGGCCAGGGGGCAGCCCCACGGAUCACGUACCAGACAGGUUACUCGUAUGCCUCGGACUGCGGGUCUAAAGACCCGCAGAUUUCUGAGGGAGAGUUCAAGUCAGAGUUGUUCCACGAAGAAGAAAGCGGCGGUUCCGUGUUCCAUUUCUUUAGGUACGACGUUGAAAUUCCGCUCGCAGAUGCGGAGCAGAUGGUGAAGUACAAGUUAGAUGGAGAGUGGAGACCGCACUUUCGAUUCUUCAUUCCGUCAAAGACCGCGAAUUUCAACAUGAUCUCGUACUCCUGUAACGGGUUCUCGUUGAGCGUCGAUACGACACACUUCGAAGGGUCUCUCUGGUUCGAUAUCCUGAACAAGCACGCGAAAAUCCAUUACAAUGUCAUGCUCGGUGGAGGGGACCAGAUCUACUCCGACAGCAUCAAGAUUUACUGCGAGAAAGUCAAGCAAUGGACGCAAACGACCAACCCUGUCAAGAAAUUCUCGACUGUGGUUGACGAUGAAUUUCGGAGACAGCUGAACGAGUUUUACCUCACCGAGUACCUUGAAUGGUACGGAUAUGGCCAUUGGAAGGGUUCUACACCAAAGUCGAAGUGCACCCAAAAGUGUUUUCCCAUAGCGAUGGCCUCGAUUCCCUCGAUCAACAUUUGGGACGACCAUGACAUCAUCGAUGGGUUCGGUUCGUACUCACACACAUUCAUGAAGACAGAUGCGUUUAGCUCUAUCGGUAAAGCCGCUUAUAAGUACUACAUGCUGUUUCAACACCACGUGAGCGUAACCGAGCGCAAGGCGUACUUGGAAGAUCCCAUGUGGAUUAUUGGUCCCAAUUCAAGUCCAUACAUCAGGGAACCCAGUCAUUCGAUUUUCACCAGAGUGGGUCCUAACAUUGGACUGUUGGGACUGGACUGCAGAACGGAAAGGAAGCUCAAAGAGAUCGUUAGCGAGGCCACGUACGAUGUUGUUUUCGAAAAGUUGGUUGCGGAGGCAAAUAAUGCCAAAAUGGACCAUCUUUUCGUGAUGUUAGGGGUUCCAAUCGCGUACCCAAGGUUAGUUCUCUUAGAAUGGCUGUUUUCCUCUAGUUUGCUGGCUCCCGUUCGUGCUCUAGCCAAAAGGGGAAUCCUUGGAAGUGGGUUGAUCAACGAGUUCAAUGGAGAUAUCGAGUUGCUUGAUGAUCUGAAUGAUCACUGGUGUGCCAGACACCACAAAAAGGAAAGGAACGGCUUAGUGGCACGGUUGCAAGACUAUGGUGCCAAAUAUGGUAUCCGGAUCACUAUACUUUCUGGUGACGUGCAUUUAGCGUCAAUUGGUAGGUUCAUGACCAAGAGACACAGACGACAUAUCUUCUCUAAUUCCGAACAAGCCGAAAGAGAGAGUGCCAAGGUGGCAAACGAGCCGGAAAAUGACAUGAGAUUGAUGUUCAAUGUCAUCUCCAGUGCAGUGGUUAACACCCCACCACCAAACGGUAUGGUUUCUUUAUUGCAAUCAAAGGCCGAGAUUCACCAUUUCGAUUAUGAAACUGACGAAGAUGCGGUCCCUAUCUUCAACGUCGAGGUCUCCGGAUCGGGCCACCGUAAGGAAAAAUGCUUUCUAAACAAAAGAAACUGGUCCGAUAUCAUACCAGUUGAAAACGCCAUGAAGAACGAAUAUUUAUCCAAACUCCUCAAGGCCAAAGUAGGCGACCUCAUCCUUCCCGGCGUAGUCUCGGACAGUGCUGGUCUAAACAAGAUAAACGGCCACGAUGAACACACCAAAGAGAUAAUCAAAAACGGCCCAGACAAGGGGUUCUUCACCUAUCCCAUCACAGAAAAGGGUGUUAUCGUUUCUCUCAACAUGGAGACCGACAUGAAGAACCCCGACUCGAAGACCACCAAAUAUUGUUUACCAAUACCGGAACUGCGCAUGACGUGCGACUCACUCUCCCACUCCGGCCUCAAACACUGGAACUUCCAUUAA